AUGCCUUGGGUAAAGCCUCGAGUAUAUCAAGUUAAUUUACAUCAAAUUUCUGAGAAGAAGAAGAAUUACUUGAAAGAAAACUCAGAACUGGCCAAAAAAAUAUCUGUUUAUGAACAGAAGAUCAAUGAAGCAAAGAAAUCUGCUCAAGAAAAUAAGAGGCAGAACAAGAUUCUUGGUGAUGAAGCACAUAAAUUGGAGAAAAACAUCAAAAUGCUUGGAAGCAUUAAUGACAUGAUUGAAAGUAUAUCUGCUGAACUGGCAUCUGACAGAGAUCGAAACAGGGAGAAUCAGGACUUGUCAGGAGAUGUGAGUGGAGGAUUCAAGGAUUCGAAGCAGACAGCCUUGACAUCUAAUAAAUGUAAUCUAGAAGUGUGUAAGUCUCCUGGGACCCAGCUAAGGCCCGCAGGAUCUUCUGGGGUGACCUUCGCUGACUGA
Molecule: messenger RNA, 435 nt
Organism: Diceros bicornis minor
Lineage: Eukaryota; Metazoa; Chordata; Mammalia; Perissodactyla; Rhinocerotidae
Product: transport and Golgi organization protein 1 homolog
Exons: 7
Coding region: 1-435 (144 amino acids)
Biological process (GO): vesicle cargo loading; protein secretion; endoplasmic reticulum to Golgi vesicle-mediated transport
Cellular component (GO): endoplasmic reticulum exit site; endoplasmic reticulum membrane
Source: RefSeq, a predicted model, not a curated record